AUGGCCCGGUUAAUCGUGUCGAAUGCCUUCUUGGUCUUGCUUCCCAGUCUUGAUCAGUGCAUUGCAACAAACUAUUAUAAAAACAAAAUCCUAAGAGAUGGUACUUGUCCUCUAUGUAGAAUUUGUAAUCAACAACUUGAAACGAUAGACCACAUUGUAUCGGGGUGCCCAGAGCUUGCUAAGACAGAAUAUAUCCAUCGACAUAACAAAGCAGCCAAAUAUAUUCAUUGGAAAGUAUGUAAACACUUCAAUAUAAAUGUUAAUGAGCGAUACUAUAAACACGAACCAACAACUGUGACUGAAAACGAUCAAGUUACAAUACUAUGGGACAUGGGGAUACAUACUGACAGAGAAAUAACAGCCAACCGUCCAGAUAUUGUUGUGAAAGACAAAGAAAAUAAAACAUGUUUGCUAAUAGACAUGUCCGUUCCCACAGACAAAAACAUCUCAAUAAAAACAACCGAAAAACUCUCAAAAUAUAAAGACCUUGAAAUCGAAGUCGAAAGAAUGUGGGGCUUGAAAACAAGUACAAUACCUGUGAUAAUUGGUGCUUUAGGACUUAUUAAAAAAGGGAUAGAUAAAUAUAUAAACAAAAUUCCUGGAAAUAUAAAAAUAGUAGAGCUACAGAAGAUUGUGCUCCUUGGUACAGCACAUAUACUAAGGAGGACACUAUCCAUCAAGUAAUACCAAUCACAAUUAUGUAUGGACUCCUAAUGUUCAAGGGAUGAACACGGACCUAUAUUUUAUAAAACUUUGAAAAGAAAACAAU
Messenger RNA from Exaiptasia diaphana, 769 nucleotides. RefSeq lists its product as uncharacterized. The record is from RefSeq and is a predicted model, not a curated record. NCBI's taxonomy places the organism in Eukaryota, Metazoa, Cnidaria, Anthozoa, Actiniaria, Aiptasiidae. The transcript has 2 exons. Bases 1 to 684 code for a protein of 227 amino acids.